Molecule: messenger RNA, 1641 nt
Organism: Fonsecaea nubica
Lineage: Eukaryota; Fungi; Ascomycota; Eurotiomycetes; Chaetothyriales; Herpotrichiellaceae
Exons: 1
Coding region: 1-1641 (546 amino acids)
Molecular function (GO): oxidoreductase activity; FAD binding
Source: RefSeq, a predicted model, not a curated record
AUGGACCGAGCAAUUGAGAUCUUGAGGUCCGCAAAUAUUCCAGUGUUCAGCCCUGGCGGUCCGAAAAAGGGGGAAGAGGAGUAUGAACGCUCUGUGGCAACCCCGAACCUGCUGUACCGCUUCUCGAGGCCUGACUGUGUGAUACAGCCCGAGAAUGCCGCCCAGGUGCAGGCCAUCAUCAAACAGGCGAAGUCGAGGAGGCUUAAAGUCACCAUCAAGUGUGCGGGUCAUUCGUACGCCGGACACUCGACCGCAUUCCGGGGCAUCUCGCUCGACCUGAGGAGGAUGAAGAACGUUAAGCUCGACGCAAAUUUGGAGACUGUCACAAUGGAGUCCGGCUGUCAGUGGGGCGACGUGUACAAGACGCUGAUCAAUAACAGACGCAAAGGCAACGGCCUCAUAAUCAACGGAGGGAGAUGUCCGCCCGUGGGCGUGAGUGGGUUCAUCAUGGGCGGCGGGCUUGGUCCUUUUACCAGAAGCUUCGGGAUGGGCAGUGAUACCUUGAUGGAAGCCACUGUAGUGACGGCGGACGGAGACCAGGUUACCGUCCACGAAAAUCAUCCACGGGAUUCGCGGGAAGGGAUGCUCUUCUGGGCACUCCGUGGCGCUGGGGGCGGGAACUUUGGCGUCCUGGUGAGCAUGAAGCUGAAGGUUCAGCGACCGUCGAACCGCGACGGCGUCGUGGUGGCUGGACGCUACCAAUGGUUCCCCGAUGCCGAGAACAUGGCCUCGUUGAUCCCCACCAUGAACGCCUUCUACACGACCGACUGGCCCAAGAAGAUCACGAUCGACAGCACCUGGCUGUGCGACCUCCGCCAGAACACGGGCGACGGGAUCCGGUUCCUGACGUACUUUGAUGGGAACAAGAACGAGUUCAACAACCUGAUCGACAAGCACAUUAAGCACGCCGACCUGGCAAAGCAACUGAAAAGACGCUCCCUACCGGAGGAGUCGACGCGGUUUCUGCACGAGACGCUCGUGGCCCAGUGGUCCGAAGAGACGGUGCGGUCCUUCCCGACCAACAAGACGUACAGUAUCUACAGCUCGUUCGUCUUCACCAACGACGCGACCACGAUCGAGAACCUGACGGCCAUCAUCAAGAAGGAGAUGGAGACGUUCCGGCGGCUUUACUCGGGCGAGAAGGUCGAGUUUCUCGUAACCUGGAUCCACUCCGGCGGCAAGGCCAUGGAGAAGCAACCGUCGGAGACGGCCUUCUUCUGGCGCCAGGCCGUCUACCACGCCUACGUCACGCUCGAAUGGGAGGACAAGUGGAUGGAGCGGGACAUGCGAGGCUUCCUCGGCAAGGUCAAGAAGGAACUGCGCCCCUACUCGCUCGGGAAGCAAGCCGCCUUUGUCAACUUCCCCGACGGCAUCCUCGCCAAGGGCGUGCACGAGAGGGCCUAUUUCGGCGACAACCGCCACGAGUUGCGCCGGGUCAAGGAGCUCUGGGACGAGGACAACUUCUUCGACUGGGACCAGGGCGUCCAGCUUCCCGGCCAGGCGGUCGACGAUCCCGACGCCGACGUCGACAUGUUGAACGACGAGGACUUUACGGAUUCGAUCGCACGGGAGCAGUGGAAGGUCUACGAGAGCAAACAUGUCAUGGCGGACCUCGAUGACUUGACCAAAGGGGGCUUUUGA